AAACCAAGAUAAUGGAGACAUCAAAUAUGUGGCUACUCGGCCUUCUUUCUUGAAAAUGCUCGUGUAUUAGAAAAACAAAAAUCAACAAAACCUGUGGCAGACUUUUCUAUAUGAAAAAGAACUAGAUAAAGAUAAAAUUUUGUCUCUCCAAACUUUUUCUCCAAUUUAUAAAACCUUAUCCACAUUCACAAAGUCUAUACUCCAUUUAAUUACUUUAAGUACAAUGCACACACACAUAUAUGCAUAUUGUGUGUGCUAUCAUUAUCCAUAUAUAUGCAUUAGUCCACCAUUUCCUACCAACUGUAUGCCCUUGGAAGAUUCCUUGAAACUUUAAAAUUCUUAUUUCUGUCAACAUUUUUCAUUAUAUAAACUCCUUUUUCCAUCCCUUAUCAUCCUCCAUUUUUCCUCAUCCACAUUUCUUAGUCAAAACCCACAAAACUUACAUCAUUUGAUCAUAUAGUAGCCAUGAUUCCCAUGCAAACUCCAUUAGUUUCAUGCAAAAAUCUUCUCUUAAUAUGAGUGGUGUAGUUACAGCAUUCUUGUCCAGAAUUAGGCUUCUCCAAUCAUUCUCGGUAGUUUUCUUAUACUGGUUUUAUGUUUUUUCAUGAGCAAAAAAUAUUAACAUAUAUACCAUCUUCUUAAUUAAACCAUAUAGAUUAAUCCCUGAACAAGAACAAAAAAAAAAGAAAAAAAAAAAAGCAAGCAUAUCUCUGUCCAUUCCUUGCAUCACAACAAGCCCAGAAAAAAAAAUGUCAUCCAUAAACAUCUCGAGUUCAUCGGAAGACGACGGAAACUGCAGAUAUGCAGCCAUCGCAGACGACAAGAAGAGGAAGAGGAUGAUCUCAAACCGCGAAUCGGCGCGGCGCUCGAGGAUGAAGAGGGAGCAGCAUAUGAAGGAUCUGAACGAUCAGAUCACGUAUUUCAGAUCCAAGAGCGGCGAGAUUGCGAGGAGGAUCGAAGAGAUAGGGCGGCGCUACGCGGCGGUGGAGGCGGAGAACAGAGUCUUGAGGUCGCAUGGGCAAGAGCUGAAGAAGAGGCUGCUGUUGUUAGAGGAAAUGGCGGCUUCUUACAAGAGCAGCAGUGCUCGUUGCAUUGUGGAAGAAGACGAGGACGAUGACUGUUUUGUGAUGGAUGUUUUGCAAGAUCCUCAUCACGAACCAUGGCUGCACCCGCCUUUUCAAUCUCAGACUGUUGAUGGAAUUUACCAGUUUUGAAACACGCACAGAUACACGUGUGUGUGUGUGUGUUCUGGUGAAUGUAUGUUGAUAACUCUUAAAUUAAUUAUGCAAAAUGUGCUUUUUGCAUUGUUGUAAGUUUUUCUGUUUUCUCAUAUAGUAAUUUUUCAUUUUCAUGUUUGUGACCGCAAAAGGGAAGGGUAGCAGUUCUAUUUUCACUUCUAUAACAUACUGGAGUAUAUUUUUCUGUA
Salvia miltiorrhiza (redroot sage) is the source of this 1426-nucleotide messenger RNA. RefSeq names its product bZIP transcription factor 53-like. Gene Ontology annotation, biological process: positive regulation of DNA-templated transcription. Bases 750 to 1214 code for a protein of 154 amino acids. The transcript has a single exon. Gene Ontology annotation, molecular function: transcription cis-regulatory region binding; DNA-binding transcription factor activity. The record is from RefSeq and is a predicted model, not a curated record. Lineage: Eukaryota; Viridiplantae; Streptophyta; Magnoliopsida; Lamiales; Lamiaceae. Gene Ontology annotation, cellular component: nucleus.